Molecule: messenger RNA, 1453 nt
Organism: Dendronephthya gigantea
Lineage: Eukaryota; Metazoa; Cnidaria; Anthozoa; Malacalcyonacea; Nephtheidae
Exons: 4
Coding region: 97-831 (244 amino acids)
Source: RefSeq, a predicted model, not a curated record
ACAAACGAGACACCUAGCAGUCAAAAAUCGAAACAAGAUUGGCUUGUUUCAGAGUUUCCUAAGAAAAACCAGGACAAAAACAAAGUUUUGCAAUUUAUGGAAAAUACGUACACAUCUCAGCGUCUUUUAAUCAACCAAACUGAUCCAAACCCUGUGCCAGUACAAGAAGUUCAAAUCCAGUGGCCUUUCUUAUUUGAGAAAGAUUGCAUGUUCCAGCAUUUUGAACUUCUUAUGGGAUUUAAGAUCCAGAAAGUCAUGAUAGAAAGUAUUGGAGACAAAGCGGAUACCAUAUUCAAGUUCAUGAAAGAGUGUGUUGUUCCUUCAAAGAAAAACCUGAAGCAAUUGCUUAUUCGUAUAGAAGCUGCUAUGUCUGCAGAGAAAAUGCAAGUACCCCAGAUUGAUGGUGUAUUUCUAAUGCUUUUGGCGUACUUUGAAGAACCUCAAGAGCUUAUGAUUAAGUCAUUUGAUGUAACUGCCACUGUUACAGAAGUUGUGAAAAACUGUCCUACAACACCAUACAUAUCUGUAUUUGGCGAUGAGUUGCUGGGGGAAAGGUGCUGUUUGGUGGUGGAUGGUAUUGUGGUAAACGACUCUCUCACAAGCAUAGCUGAAGGAAUGAUGAUGUUGUUUGCCUCAUACUAUGUGUUAAAUAUAGCAUAUCCCGACGAGUUAGCAGCUACUUUGGAAUUCAUUCAAAGAUGUUUUCUCAAUUUAAACCCAGAAAAAGGGAACAAAAGAUCCAAAAAGAAAGGGAAACAACAUUCCAUUAACCCUAAGGUUUUAACCUUAGCAAACACAUUAAAAGACUAUCAAAGCAAAUGGACUUUAUAAGGAGCUUACUGAUAGUUCAUAUAGAUGUUAAAAACCGUAUAAUUUGACGAUUUUGUCAUAUGUUACUUUGUUAUUGUUAUAAAAAAAUGCUGUUUAAGGAGACAUUUAUCAUCAAAUAUUGCGUUUCAUGCACCUAAGGUUUAUUUGUAAAUUAUGUUGCAUGGUAUUAAAUGCCAUAUUUAUUUUAUCCUGACAUUCGAUGUUCAGUUUUAUGUUUAACUGUAAUUCCCUAUAACAGUUGUAUGAUUUUAUAUUUUUUAAUAUAAUAUGUUAAAAACUAUUGCUCUAUACUUUGAUCUUUAUACAAUAACGUGAUGAUAUUCCCGUAAAAUUACAGAUUUCCGUUAAAAUAUAGUCUCUGUAAUUUUACAGUACUUUUACUGUAAAAUUAACUUGUAAUUUACAGUAGUUCUAGUGUCCAAGCUGCCGUACUUUUUACCGUAAAAUAACUAAGAUUUUUUGUAUAUUAACAGUAUAUUGCACUGUAUAUUAAAGCUAUUUUUCUGGUUUAUAUAUUAACAUAAAGUUUCUGUAAAAUAACAGAUUUCUGUUAAAAUACAGUUUCUGUAAUUUUACAGUAAUUGCUCUGGCGUCCAAGCUGCCAGUACUUUUUACUGUAAAA